AUGUACGAAGGGAUUGACAAUCUGAAAUCCCUUUACGACCGUGCCGGGAAGACUUUCUCCGGCGGUCCUUCUGCUGCACAGGAUGUGCCGCGUCGUACUGCUCAACCAGACCCAGUACGUCGAUCAUCAGUUGGGAGCGGGGCUCCCAAGUUUCCCAGGACGGGGGAUAGCCGCGCCACCGGACGAGAUAACUCGUCCGACGUCCGUUCACGUCGCGGUGGUUCAACAGCUUCUCAACUAGAUAGCGCUGGCCACCGCGAGAGUCCUCUAAUGGAGGUGGAGGAGGAGGAAAGACGCUCUCCACACGAUCAUGUGGAUCGGUGUGUUCCCGAGAGCUUCUUUGAUCGCGUAACGCAAGGGUUACGCGACGAUCUCGAACAUGAGCGGGACAGGCGUCUCCAAAUGGCGGACACUGCCUCGAAGCAUCGAGCUGAGUUUGCCUUUGCUCAGCUUGAGAACGAGAGAUCUCUGACAUCUCUUCGUGACGAGCUAAGGGUAGCUCGUGGGAUUGUUGAUCGGUCUCGGGCUGAGAUAACUGCUCUUCAGACCCUUGUUGAUGCCCACCAUCGGGAGCACAAGGCUCUCUGCGAGAUGCUUGAGCGCAAGGGCGUUCUUCAUCGGAAGAAGCAGCGUACUGAUGGUACGGCUUAA
This is a messenger RNA of Peronospora matthiolae, 651 nucleotides long. NCBI's taxonomy places the organism in Eukaryota, Oomycota, Peronosporomycetes, Peronosporales, Peronosporaceae. The record is from the annotation of a GenBank genome assembly.